Cetraspora pellucida is the source of this 477-nucleotide messenger RNA. The record is from the annotation of a GenBank genome assembly. Lineage: Eukaryota; Fungi; Glomeromycota; Glomeromycetes; Diversisporales; Gigasporaceae.
AUGCGCGCAUAUUAUUAUGAUAACAACGGAGACAUAGAUCCUCGUGAGCCGCACGAACAAGCUCCCCUGACACUGGUAACUCCUGAAGACCUUGAAAACCUUGGAGUUCUUUACUGGCAGUUGAGUGACAACUACCCUAGUGAAAUAGACGAUAUAUGUAUUAAAAGGAGCUAUAAAAAUCGGGAUGAGCUUACUUGUUCAAGAGAAGGUCUAGGAGACGCUUACGAGAGUAAACUUAAAACAUUUUUUGAAGAGUAUGAUGAUUGCUAUAUUUUUGUUUUAUUGAAAAACUUUCACCGGUUUGCUUACGUGUAUCAAAAAAUAUACAGGCAUCUUCAUGAAGAUGAAGAAAUUCGUUUUGUUGUUGAUGGUAGUGGAUACUUUGACGUUCGCGAUCGUGCGGAUCGUUGGAUUCGCUUGGCUGUCAGUAAAGGCGAUUUAAUCGUUUUGGUGAGAAUUGCUUAUGGCAUAUAUUAG